Molecule: messenger RNA, 1318 nt
Organism: Aspergillus steynii IBT 23096
Lineage: Eukaryota; Fungi; Ascomycota; Eurotiomycetes; Eurotiales; Aspergillaceae
Product: CSN8/PSMD8/EIF3K family protein
Exons: 2
Coding region: 96-851 (251 amino acids)
Biological process (GO): regulation of translational initiation
Cellular component (GO): eukaryotic translation initiation factor 3 complex; cytoplasm
Molecular function (GO): translation initiation factor activity; ribosome binding
Source: RefSeq, a predicted model, not a curated record
GGUCGCCGUCGCUCGCUCCAUCCACACUUGUCUUCCUUCCCCCCGCGUCCGAUCAAUCUCCUUUACUCUUCUCCUCCCAAUUCAUAUCCGCCAAGAUGGUCGUCGCCUUCGACAAGUGCGAGACCCGGCCCGCCAACAUUGAUGCCAUCCUGAACGGCCUCGACCGAUACAACCCCGAAACGACCACGGUAUUCCAGGACUAUGUGGUUCAACAGUGUGAGGACAGGACAUUCGAUUGCUAUGCCAACCUGGCCUUGUUGAAGCUCUACCAAUUCAACCCUCACCUUCUCCAGCCCGAGACCGUCACCAACGUCCUCGUCAAGGCCCUCACCGUCUUCCCCUCUCCCGCUUUCUCCCUCUGCCUUGCCCUGCUCCCUGCCCACACUCAGCCUUUCCCCUCCAACAACGCCGAAGCCCAGGCCGCUUCCCAGACCUCCGACUUCGUCGAGUCGGUUCAGAAGCUUGCCCGUCUUUCCACGCUACUUGAAUCCGCCCAAUACUCCCAGUUCUGGUCUACCCUGAACUCGGAUGACCUGUACGCCGACCUGGUUGCCGACGUUGCCGGCUUCGAGGAGCUUGUGCGCAUCCGUAUCGCCGUCGAGGUCGGCAAGGCCUUCCGUGAGAUCAACGCCGACGUUCUGGAGCAAUGGCUGGAUGUUCCCAACCGCGAGGCCCUCGAGAAGUUUGUCACCGAGGUCUGCAGCUGGGUGGUCGACAAGUCCGGCUCCAGCACCGUGAUCAAGGUGCCCACGAACAAGGAGAACGAGGUCCGCAGCGAGGUCAAGAGCGAGCGCGUCGGCAUCGACAUGUUCGGCCGUGUCAUCCGCCGAGGCUUCGAGCAAGCCGCCUAAAUGGGUGGACUGCGCGACCGAAAUUAGACCAAAAAAAUAACGUCUUUUCUUGCUAAUACCUUUUUUUAUUCUUCCUUCUUGACUUGGAAGAUUCAUUAUAUCCACGGAAUCUUUACAUGCCGUUUAUUAAGACUCCCACAACGCAACAAGAAAAAAACCGCAAAAAAGGACACUGUUCACUUGAACCUAUGCCGACGAAACGAGUUCGGAGCCCAAGAUGAUGAUGACGGGGAUAGACCAGCAUGAAGAGGAUUGGGAAGUCAGGACCGGCGCAUUUGGCGUUUUGAGUUUGCUUCGCAGAACUUGUGUUUAUCAUCAUCGUCAUUCACCGUGUGUGAAAAACAACUCUUUCUCCAUCUACCAUCCUAAGAAGAUAUCCCUAAAAUAACGAAGCAAACUGAGGGUUCCUCUCUGAGGAUCUAUCGAUUUUUACAUUUGUGUAUAUGUAACAGUUUCCAAUCUUAAAU